This is a messenger RNA of Trifolium pratense (red clover), 869 nucleotides long. RefSeq names its product small polypeptide DEVIL 16. Gene Ontology annotation, biological process: negative regulation of cell population proliferation. The coding region runs from base 309 to 518 and encodes 69 amino acids. The record is from RefSeq and is a predicted model, not a curated record. Lineage: Eukaryota; Viridiplantae; Streptophyta; Magnoliopsida; Fabales; Fabaceae. The transcript has a single exon.
UAUCCUUUAAACUUCUCCAAAAACAAUAUACCUUAGCAUUGUAAGAAAUUACAAUAAGCACCUAGGAGUGGUAAAAAAAAUGAUAUAUAGCAAAUAUAGGCCCAUUCUAUUUUCAUAUGGUUCUGACAACUGGUGAUUUUUCAAUAGUAACAGUCCAUACUUGAUUUAGAAGAGUACUAUCAUAUCAUAGAUAACAUUUUCUUCUUUGUUACUAUAUAUAUAAACACAUAUAGUGUAACCUUAAGCUAUCAUGCUUCUUCUACUUUCUACCACUAGAUUCACUGCUAUAUGCCAGAAGAAAAUCAUUCAUGGCAGUGAAUGAAAUUAGCAAAACAAGGAUCCACCAAAAUAGUACUACUACUACUACUCAUCAGCAACAACAACAAGAAGGGUGUGAUCCUUGUAAGUCUUUUGGCCAAAAGUGUAGUCAUUUGGUGAAGAAACAACGUGCAAAAUUCUACAUUCUCCGUCGUUGUAUCGCGAUGCUUUUGUGUUAUCAUGAACGUGCUGAUCAUUGAGAAGAUGCUAAGGUAGAUGCAAGAAGUUAAGACUAAUUAUUUUAAGAGCUAGGAGAUUAUUAAUUAAUGUCGCAUUAUUGUCUUUUAUUUUAUUUUUUAUAUUAUUAUUUUUAUAAGGUUUGUAACAUAAAUUAAGAGGGUACUACUAGAAAUUAAGAGGUUUCUUUGUCAUACUAGAAAUUGUUGGUUUUAAUUUUUGUUAUUAUAGGAUUUGCAUUGUGUGUAAACUAACAUGUGAAAGAGAUUAGAUCUGUUUCAAUUUUCACAACUAUUGAGUAGAUCUUCUUUUUCAGAUGCUUAGAGUAUGUUUCUCAAAUUCACAUUAAUGUCAUUUCACCCAUCAUCAUCUUA